Fusarium keratoplasticum is the source of this 816-nucleotide messenger RNA. RefSeq lists its product as uncharacterized. NCBI's taxonomy places the organism in Eukaryota, Fungi, Ascomycota, Sordariomycetes, Hypocreales, Nectriaceae. The transcript has a single exon. The coding region runs from base 1 to 816 and encodes 271 amino acids. The record is from RefSeq and is a predicted model, not a curated record.
AUGUCCGAAGACUACUGGGACCCGGCCGCCUUGCUGCGCAUCGGCCGCGGACGCGGGCCCGGCCGUGAGGGCUACUCGUGCCUCGCCCUGUCCUCGGCCUGUGACACUGCCCACCGCGAGAGGCGCCCCAAGAUCCUCCGUCUGCUUAACCAGCUGUCCCGCUCACGCCCAGAGGCCGCCUCCAGUGUCAUCCUCGACCAGCUAGCCGGCCUCUGCCUCUGCACCGAACAUGAGGAGGACGCCCCAGAGGUCGUCGCCGACUGGGAGUCCAUCAUAGACCUAGCCAACCAACACCACCGGCACCUACUACGCUUUGAUCUGGCCGAUAAGCGCGCCGAGAUUGAGGCUCUACGCUCAAAGCUCGACUGGGUUAACCGUUUCCUGACAUGGAAGAAUAAAGACUUGGCCGACCAGCUCGCCCAGCAAGGGUGGUCAUCCCAAGUCGACGAGCACAAGGGCAUCAAGGAGAUUUCCGAGCUGAGGCGCUCCAACAAAACCCUGCAGGCCAAGGGCCAGCAGUUCCUAUCAGCGCAGGACAGGCUCGACCAGGAAAACGCCACCCUCAAGGAGGAGCUCGACCAGACGAGGGAGGAGGCAAACUCACUACGGGAGGAGCUCGAGGCGCUGAAGCAAGAGCUCGAGGAGGAGAGGGCAGGCGGCAUGGCGCUGCAGAAGAGGGCCGCCGGCCUGGAAGAGCUGGUGCAGAGCCUGCGGGAUGAGAUAUCAAGCUGCUGGCUGCACAGCUUCCUGGCCUGGCUGCGGCGGCUGCAGGCCCUCUCGCUGGGCAUGUUUUCGGUGUUUACGUACAAGGAUUGA